CCGGCCUUGGUUCUCCGAUCUCGCAGUUUCGGGAAUCCAUUAGUGCGUCCGAGCUACGGUAUAAAAAAAUAUCUCUUAUUACACCAUGGUUGGAGCACGAUAAGGGACAAAGCUUCUCUUUUCUCAGGGAUCACGACAUUAAUUCAUUUUCAAAAUUGGAUGGAAAUAUUUUCAAGUAUUAUGACUUAAUUCGUAAGACGAUCGAUCUAUCGUUCCAAAUCGCGACCGAUUCACUCAUUUUCAUGUUUUGUUACGCGCGGGCAAAAGGGGAGGUAGAUGCGUGUUGCGUUGUGGUGUGUGUUUGUGUUUUGUAUCAGGUUGAAGUGGGUAGUAUAAGCGCAGUUAUUUCGCAGACUUAAGUUAUUUUCAUGAAAACCGAAUAAUUCUGUAUUAAUUUAUCUGUACUUUCGACAAUAACAGGCCUCUGUUCUAUGUUAUAAUCAUGAAUUUGGAACUUUUGGAGUCAUUUGGGCAAAAUUACCCUGAGGAAUUUGAUGGUGCCCUUGACUGUAUCUCUUUAGCUGUCACAUGUGCUUAUAAUAAACGAGGUACUUUACUAGCUGUUGGUUGCAAUGAUGGUCGAAUUGUAAUUUGGGACUUUCUUACUAGAGGCAUUGCUAAGAUUAUUAGUGCCCAUGUACAUCCAGUCUGUUCUAUAAGUUGGUCUCGAAAUGGACAUAAAUUACUAAGUGCAUCCACUGAUAAUAAUGUGUGUAUAUGGGAUGUUCUGUCAGGAGAAUGUGACCAGAAAUAUCGGUUUCCUUCACCAAUUUUAAAGGUACAAUUCCAUCCUCGAAACGAUAAGAUUUUUCUUGUGUGUCCUAUGAGACAUGCUGCCGUUUUAGUUCAAACUGAUGGUAAUCACCGAAUUGUUCCUUUGGAUGAUGAUACGGACUUGAAUAUUGUGGCAUCAUUUGAUCGAAGAGGACAGUAUGUAUACACAGGAAACGCUAAAGGAAAGGUGCUUGUCCUUUCAACCUCAGACCUGGAGCUAAAAGCAUCAUUCAAAGUUACUCAAGGCACUACUAGUGCUACUGCAGUGAAAAGUAUCGAAUUUGCACGCCGAGGAGAGUGCUUUUUAAUUAAUACUGCUGACAGAGUGAUACGAGUAUAUGAUAGUCAAGAAGUACUUACGUGUGGAAAAGAUGGUGAGCCUGAACCUAUCCAAAAAUUGCAGGAUCUCGUGAACAAAACGAUGUGGAAGAAAUGUUGCUUCUCAGGUGAUGGCGAGUAUAUAUGUGCAGGAUCUGCUCGUCAGCAUGCUCUGUAUGUUUGGGAAAAGAGUAUAGGCAAUUUAGUGAAAAUAUUACAUGGUACAAAAGGAGAGUUGUUACUUGAUGUUGUAUGGCAUCCUGUUCGACCAAUUAUUGCUUCUAUAUCAAGUGGAGUUGUGUCAGUAUGGGCCCAGAAUCAAGUAGAAAAUUGGUCUGCAUUUGCCCCUGAUUUCAAAGAAUUGGAUGAAAAUGUUGAAUAUGAAGAACGUGAAUCAGAAUUCGACUUGAGUGAUGAAGACAAAUCUGUUGAAAUGGGUCCUGAGAAACAGGAAGAUGAUUUGGAGGUUGAUGUCUCUACAAUUGAGCCAGUGGCAGCAUUUUGUAGUUCUGACGAAGAAGGAGAGGAUAUGGAUGCUUUGCAGUUUUUACCUAUUGCACCUGAAGUUGAGGAACCUGAGGAAGGAUGGCCAACAGGACAGGGAAAUGCACAACAGAAUGAAGAAGAAAAACAGAGGAAUAACAGUAAAGAAAAUACAUCCCCUGCUCCAAAACGUCGAAAAUACCGUGCAUUCGAUAUUGAAUUAGAAGGUGCUCCAUCUGAAGAAGUUCAUCCUUUGUUAAGCAAUCGUGCAAAAGAUAAACAACAAUCAGGUGGCAAAAAAGGUGGAGGGAGACCUCGAAUUGAUGACAGAAAAAGGCCAAAGUGAAAGGACAUUGGUUUUUGUUGGGGUUUUAUCUUGCUCCAUAGAAUAUUGUUAAAUUUCCAAUGUUUUAUGGGCGUCUUAUGAAAGAUAAGUUACAUAAGUUUAAUGUAAUAAUAGCUUUCACCAAAGAUGACUAAAAGAAGCAUCUUUAUUCCUUAAAUAUUGCUCUGGAUAUAUCCUCCAUGAAAUUAGAUACAGAUACCAGAUCAUAUUGAGGAGUUCUUGUAAUGUGUGUGUAAAUACAACUCAUGGAAGAAACAAAAAUAUUAAUGUUUUGAGUGUGUUUCAGUUGCCUCAGGUUCUGGCAAAAUUGAAGAAAAUUUAUUUUAUUAUUUUCAAUGUUUAUAUAGCUUUGAAUGACGAGUAAGUGUUGUGAGAAGAAUCCUGUUCUAUGUUUGGAAAUUUCAUUUUGCAGUUACAUUACAUGUAAAUAUUUGUAUAUAAUAUAAGUAUGCCAGAACUCAUUUUAUUUUAUGUAGAUAUUUUAUAUUGAAAAUUCUAAAUAAUGAAAUUCAAAUUGACUUGCUUCCAAUAUUAAUUUUUUGAGAGCAACUCAAAUUGUAAUUUUUGUUGUUUUUAUUUUACGUGCAAUCAAUUAUAUUUUUAUCCAAUAUCUUGAUGUAAACUAUGAUCCUUCUCCUUUUUUACACAUAUGUCCUUUCAUAUUUAUGUCCUUUUUCUGACUACAGAAAUCAAAAAUAAAUAUAUUGUUCUCUGACAAUUAGUACCCUUGCCUGCCAUUGUGUGCUAUUGCCAUAGGUGUGCUAUUAGCCAACUGUGUUUAAGAUAUAAUUUUAUUUAUUUGAAUCACUUUGCUGUUAUUCAUUAUCUUAACUGCACUUACAAAUUCUUUGAAAAAUAUUUUUCAUGUUUAAUAAAUCUGAAAAUAUUUUCUGUUUAAAAUAUCUUAUGCACUUUCUGGAAAUUCAAUAGAACACUAUUUUCAAAUGCAGAGUUUGUGCCUCAAGUAAUUUGCAAAAUAAGUCAAAUAAGUGUUUUCUCACAGUGUGUUUGAGAUUUUCAUUUACUGAUUACCAUAUUUACUAAAAUAUUAGAUGAGGUAUUUUCCUAAAUAUUUCGCGUAAAAAAUACGGGGUUAUCUUAUAUUCCCAGAUUGAGUUAGUCAGUGAGGAUAAAUGUUUUUAUGUUUCUUUUCCUUGUUAUUUCAUAUUGUUUACGUAAUGAUCGGCUUUAAGAGGCGAUAUAAAUGUUACGCUGAUUUAUAAUGCCUAGUUAUUCACAGACAUAUACUUGGAAUUCAUCGGAUUUUUGCUGGAAGAUUGAGACCGAUAUUUUUGAAUUGACGAGGCAUUGUUUCUAGUGAAAUGCAAGGGGAAUGUAAAUAAAAGUAGUUACUGAGAUUUUAUUACACGAUGAGGCUGUGUGACUUCAAUGUCCAGUGAUGAGAAUCUGCAUUUUGCAAGAGUUGAAAAUGAAAAAUAGAACAUUGCCAGAAGUACAUAUUCUUCAUCCAACCACAGAAAAAGAUGAUAAAAAUAUUUUAUUUCCAAAUGAUAGAGAUUUUCAAUAGAUAAACAAAAAUAGAUAUAGAUUUUCUCCUAUUAAUUAAAUCUAUUUUUCAAACAUGUCUUAAAAUAAUUACUUGAAAUUUUUUCAAAAAUAUGAGGUUUUCACGUAAUUUUGCGUGAAAUUUAAGUAUUUCUGAAAUAAUUAUUUUCUCAAAAACUGGUCAAAAUUUAUUCUUUAAAUGUACUCAUGAAGUGUAUAUGAGAAGGGUAUGAAAUGACAUCACAUAUUUCUGGCGAACUCUGAAAUUGCGAAAAUUUACAAUAUUACAAAAUUUGCGAAAAGUUAAAAUUGCAAAACCUCAAAUUUGAAGAUAGAUAUCUUGUCUUAAAUAAAAUCUGUAAUAAAAAAUUUGAUCUUUUGCACAGGUCAUGUACAUUUUCCUUAAAAAAAAAAUUAAGAAAGGUUGAUGCAAAAUCGAAG
This is a messenger RNA of Gryllus bimaculatus (two-spotted cricket), 3868 nucleotides long. NCBI's taxonomy places the organism in Eukaryota, Metazoa, Arthropoda, Insecta, Orthoptera, Gryllidae. The record is from the annotation of a GenBank genome assembly.